AGGUAACUUUGUCAGUAUUGUACUGGACUUAGAGCAAGUGUGUGUGUGUAUGUGUUUGUGCCAAGUUUUGUUGCUAUACCAGCUAGCUUAUGUUUCGCCUGCAAGCAACGACAGCGACAGCUGAUGAUGGACAUGGCACGCAAUUUGUCUGGCAAAUAAAUAGUUUUUAAAACGAACACAAAAAAAAACAAAACGUAAUUACCUUACAACAACAACUGCAACAACUACCAAUCACGCAUCGUGCAAUUCGCCGCAAAACAAAAGCAAUUCCAUACAAAAGCCAAAAGACAACAAAAACGUGCGCAGGCGCACAAAAGAGUCACAAAAAACAGCAAGAAACAAACGCUUGAAAUACUCAGUACUGCUUGCAGUUCCAGAAUAUAAAUUCAAGUGAAAAUUGGGGGCCACACUUACUAAAAACAAAAGCAACACAAAUUGGCAAGCGGAAACUGCCUGGCGGCCACUGACAACAUUCGUAAAGCGGUCAAGUGGCAGCAACGGCAACGUGAACGGCAGCGGCGACACUUUCGAUAGACACUGGUGUUAAUUGCAAAUUGCAGGAACAACAACAACAACAACUACAGCACUAACAGCCGCAGCUUUAACAGCAAGCAUGUAUCGGCCAAAUUUCUACGAGUCCACCUGCCUGCGCUGCAGCGAGACCGUCUAUCAGGUGGAUCGUGUGGGGCCGCUCAAGGAUUUCACAUUCUUCCAUUCCGGUUGCUUCAAGUGUGUGCACUGUGGCACCAAGUUAACGCUGAAGACAUAUUUUAAUAAUCAACACAAACAGGACGAUAAAGAGGUCUAUUGCAGUUCACAUGUACCAAAGAGCGGACCUGGUCAUCUUGAUCAAACAUCUGUGGGUAUUAGGCAAGCUUUAAAUGCGCCGCGCACAAAUAAAUUUGUGAACGAGCAGAUACGUGGCACACGUAGCGAGAUCGAUGGUGGUCUGGGCUCACGUCAAUCAACGCCGAAUGGUUAUGGCAACCGUGAUGUUAGUUCCCCGUCUCAAAACGACUCGGACUACAAAUAUGGACGGUUCGAUGCCAGUGCUUUGCAUAUAGCGCAUGCACUGAAACAAACUGAGAUACAAAAGGCCUACAAUAAGGCGCGUGAGAAGCCAAUUGAUUUCUAUUUGGCACGCGAGGAGCAGGCACGCCUCGAAAUGAAGCAUCGCAAGGAGGAGGAUGACUUGUAUCGGAAAUUUGCGCGCAAGCGCGAGGAGGAGGACCGCAAGAUACAAAGCGAGUUUCAGGACGAGUGGGAGCGUGAGCUGCAACGCCUGACGCAUAAAUUCGAAAAGGAACUGGCGACCUCACGUCGCAAUCGCGACGAACAGAACAUCCUGACACUGCGGCACGAGCAGCAAAAGGAGGAUCUGGAAAAGAAUAUGACGUUGCGACGCAGCAAGAAGAAGGAGAGCAUUACGCGCAAGAUGCUCGAGCAUGAGCGCUUCGAAACGGCCGCUCUGGUCGAUCGACAGUCAAGCGAAAUGUUAGAACUGAUCAGUGCCCGUCGCUCCGAGUACAUGCAGAGCGAAAGCAUCUUCCUUGACGAUGAGUUCACAGAGGGUGCCGUGCCCAUUGAGUAUCCGCUGAAUGCGCCUGUACCUGCUCCGCCAGCGGUUAGCAAGUUCCAAAUCUAUACGGAUCCUAUUGAGUUCGAGGAUGUGGAUCGCAUUGCCAUUUCGGUGGCGCAGGAAGAUCAGAAGACGUUCACAGAUCUUGUCCGACAACUCGUGGGUCGUUGCACCACAGACAUUGAGAAGGCGCGUACCAUUUUCCGCUGGAUAACCGUCAAAAAUCUGAAUGCCAUGCACUUCGAUGACGAUUUACGCGGCGACACACCCAUGGGUCUUUUACGCGGCAUUAAGUACGGCACCGAAAGCUACCAUGUGCUGUUCAAGCGUCUGUGCAGCUAUGCCGGCUUGCACUGCGUUGUCAUCAAGGGCUACUCCAAGAGUGCCGGGUACCAGCCGGGCGUAAAGUUUCAGGAUUCGCGUUUCCGUAAUUCCUGGAAUGCCGUCUAUGUGGCCGGCGCUUGGCGUUUUGUGCAAUGCAAUUGGGGCGCACGCCAUCUGGUCAAUGCCAAGGAGGCGCCUAAACAAGGGCGGGGCAAGAACGACAGCUUGCGCUAUGAGUACGAUGACCAUUAUUUCCUUACAGACCCGCGAGAGUUCAUCUACGAGUUCUAUCCACUUCAGGAGGAAUGGCAGUUAUUGAAGCGACCGAUUACAUUACGGGAAUUUGAGAAUUUGCCCUUCGUCCGUUCGUUGUUCUUCCGGUAUGGUCUGCACUUUGCGGACGAGGGUUACGGAGCCGUGGUAUUCACUGAUGAUACAGGCGCGGCCACGGUACGCAUUGCCAUGCCGACGGAUAUGCAGAGCUGCCUAAUUUUCCACUACAAUCUAAAAUUCUAUGACAGCGAUGAGGAGCUUUCCUACGAUGGCGUCUCGCUGAAACGCUUCGUCAUGCAGUCGGUCAUUGGCAACAUUGUGGCCUUCCGCGUACACGCGCCCUGCUCAGGUGCCUUUCUGCUGGACAUAUUUGCCAAUGCCGUGACGCCCCAGGAAUAUCUUACCGGGGAGCCCAUGAAGUUCAAAUCCGUCUGCAAGUUCAAGAUUUGUUGCGAGGAGUUGCAAACGGUCAUGGUGCCGCUGCCGGAUUGUGCCAGUGGCGAAUGGGGACCUACAAAGGCGACACGGCUGUUUGGUCUCAUACCCAUAACACACCAGGAUCCGCUCAUUUUUGCUGGACGCAGCCUGGAUCUGCAGUUCCGCAUGUCCCGUCCGCUGACCGACUUCAUGGCGACGCUGCACAAGAACGGAAUCGAGGAGAAGAAACUUGCCAAAUAUGUCACUCACAAUACACUCGACGACAUUGUCACGUUUAUUAUCAAUUUUCCGGAAGAGGGACAGUAUGGUCUGGAUAUCUAUACGAGGGAACUGGGCGCCUCACAGCAUCAUCACAACAACAACUCCUCCACAUCGACGGGUGAGAAGCAUCUGCUGACACAUUGUUGUAAAUAUUUAAUAAACUCGUCCAAGCGGAAUUAAUUUAACAAUAAAUGAUUAUAUUUACUGGAUAGAUAAAUAUUGAUAUAUUCUAUAUGUACGAACUUUUUUGUUGACUUUUAGUUCAUAAUUAUGCAACAAAAUCUGACAAAAUGCAAUAUUAUUUAUAAUGUAGACAUAAGCACGAUCAUUUCAAAUUCUGUUGUAAACAUUAAACAUACCAAGCAGGUGCUAAAUUGCUCUAAAACAUGUUCUAUAACUUGGUUAAUUUCACCCCUGUAAUAGUUUCAUAAGUACUUUAUAUCCAAUAUUAUUUAUAUAAAAAAAUAUUGGCAAAACAUGCAAUCGAACCAUGUAAAUACUCUAGAGUCUAAUCAUUAGCCGUAAAAUGACUUUAAUAUAAUUUAAACAACUCUUACAUCUAAUUAUUAUUGCUUAAAUUAUUUAUUGCAAAUGUCAGCACAUUGUCAUAUGCAGAGUUUGCCUUUCAAAUAAUAAUAUGUAAUUCAAUUUGCAAAUUCAAUGCAAUGCA
Messenger RNA from Scaptodrosophila lebanonensis, 3545 nucleotides. It is a transcript of the gene Hil, whose product is annotated as hillarin. NCBI's taxonomy places the organism in Eukaryota, Metazoa, Arthropoda, Insecta, Diptera, Drosophilidae. The record is from RefSeq and is a predicted model, not a curated record. The transcript has 10 exons. The coding region runs from base 614 to 3055 and encodes 813 amino acids.